CAUGAGCACCUCAGCCAGUGUGUUGUCUUUAACGUGUAGGAGUGCCGCAUUCACUUACCGCACUGCACGAUUCUUUAUCUUAUCUGAACUGCGAUAGGUUAAUUUUAUUCUACUUAUUAAAAGGAUAUUUGUAGCUGGUCAUUUCCUUCAUUUUGUGAAGUGUGUAACUGAUUUUGUCACUUCAGUGCCCUUGAUCGUCGCGCGAGUUUUCACAAUCGGCAGCAAAACUCAGGUGGCAAGUUUAAUUUUAUUUAAGCUGUGUUGGCAUCAAGUCGUGUCUUAAAUUCAACACAUUUUUCAUCAAAGAGUAUCCGGAUCGCUGAGCGGCGGUGAGCGGCCACUGGGCUCCCCCUACAGCGGUGGCAUGGCGUCGCCUUACUCUGACGUCUCGGUGGGACUGCCCUCGCCCCCCACUGUCGUGUCGGACUACAACCGUCCUUAUGACUGCGUGAACACGGACGGUCCGCACUUGAUCUUAACGGAACAGCCGCAAAGCAAGUUUCGUUUCCGCUACAAGAGCGAAAUGGUCGGCACUCACGGCCAGCUUAAAGCUGAAAGAGCUGACAGGAACAAACCCAUCUUUCCUACCGUCAAGCUCGCGAAGUGGAGCGACGGGCCAGCGGUGGUGCGCUUAGCUCUAUACACGGGAGAGGACAAUCCCAACCAGCGGCGCCGUCACGUGCACGAACUCAGCGGCAAGAACUGCGACAAGGACACGGGCAUGUGUGAGGUGGUCGUCGACCACACCACUGACUACACUGCCACAUUCCAAAACUUGGGCAUCAUUCACAUCGCAAAGCGAGACGUCAAGGACAUCAUUCGUCAGCGCAAGAAAGCCGAGCUCAUCGAGCACGCGCGGCUACGCAGGCCUCACUGUACGCAGGAGGAGAUCAGACAGAGCAUCACACCCACGGACCUCAAGAAGUUUGACGAAGAAGCUGAAGAGAUUGCCAAGGCGAUGGACCUGAACAAAGUGGUGCUGCGUUUCCAAGCGUUCCAAUACGACACGACGCACGCCUGCUACCGCCCCAUCACGCGCGCCGUAGACUCAGAACUUGUCGUUAACCUCAAGAACGCUUCUACGGGCGAGCUGAAGAUUGUGCGCAUAUCUCAAUGCUCGGCGCCCUGCACUGGGGGCACUGAAGUCUGGAUGCUCGUGGAGAAAGUCAAGAAAACGAACAUCAAGAUCCGGUUCUUCGAGUGUGACGCGGACGGCAAUGAGGUGUGGUCGGCGUACGGCGAGUUCAGCGAGGCAGACGUGCACCAUCAGUACGCCAUCAUCUUCAGGACACCUCCGUACCACUCCACAAACUUGCGCUCUCCAGCGCACGUGAAAAUUCAGCUGGAGCGCCCCAACGACAGAGACAUCAGCGAGCCCAGAGACUUCACUUACUAUCCCAGCAACCGCAAGCGGCAAAGUCCGUUCAUGGAGUCAGCUCGUCUUGAUGAAGACGAGGAUUAUCCUCAAGGUGGCGGCGAUCGCACCAAACGCAUGUGUCACGGAUCCUACACUGAGCCGCUCGAUCUGAGAUUCAGUGAGUUCCCUUCGAAGCACGCGAGUAGUGAUGACGUAUUCAACAAAUGUGGUGAGUGUGCACCUAAUUUUCUCGCACCUGACCGAGGGUCGUGCAGCCGUGGAAGAGCCCGAGCAAGUUCUGGUAGUGCUCUGCCAAGCCAAAGCUGGGACUCCCAAUCUCAGCACAGUAACCUCUUCAGAACAGAGUUUGAAAGAUUAGUAGAGCUUAGAGAGCAAAACAAAUCCCAGACAAGUAUGAAUCUGAUGCCUAAGUAUUCAUCCUCCAUGCUGGCUUUGUCAGAUCACAAUAAAAGUGAGGCUAUAGGGGCUAGGAGUUCUCACUACUGUGGGGGAAGUGGGUUCCUGUCUCUUCACGAGCCGUCCAUCGGUCGCGAACAGUCUUGCUCUCAAGAUUCGCUCAUAGAAUCAUUCGCAAGAGACUGUACGACUGAAAGCGGUCAUCCGUCAACUUCAAUGGUAAAGGCUGAAGACCAAUUUCGAUCGACAUAUGUUAGCGCUGCAGACAAUACUCAUUCACAUUCAUCACAAGCUGGUCAUUCAUUCUCGCUAUCUCAUUCGUUAGGCUCAUCUCCAACACCUCAAACUCCUUCACCUGUUUCAUCCCCAUACCGCAAAUUCUCGGUAGAUAACGACUUUCGUUUAAUGACGGGGCAUUCGAAAGCUGCUCGUAGUUCGGUUCCAGAGGCAGCUGGUGAUGGCAAAGCAAGCCAAACGCUCGGCAUGAGUAGUUUACCUGAAUACCCUGGCAUUUCAUGGCCAAAGCCGGACGAGUGCAGGGCGCUGGAGUAUCACAACUACGACAACAUUCCCAACGCGACGUCCCUUCCGAACCUCAUCCCAGACCAGAGCGGCGGUGCUGGCAGUACACCUCCCACGUACGCCGAGCUGCAACCCGUUCAGCACCAUCACCUCCGGCCGCCUCUGCAGCCAAUACAAACUACUCCCUCCUUGGACUCCCAUGCCAAGUGGGGAGUUGGGGCCUCGCCACCUCCUCAUCCUGUUAAUUCCCCCAACAGGGAUCAGGCGUCCAUUGAAUAUCCCCGACGAAGUUCGGCCCCUAAUAUAAGCGGUCCGUGCCAGACCCCAACGGUAACCAUUACUCCACCAGCGGAAUUUUCACCUUUCUCAUCUUUUUUCUGGAACACAAAUGAUGAUAUUUUGGAGUGACGCUGUCCCAAAGUUUUUCUACUGAAAACUUGGACACAGUGUUUCGUCAAACAAAGAUAUUACUUAAUUAUGCGCUUUUCACACUUAUGUUCUUCUUAUUAGGAGAUUAUUAUCUUUUUCUUAUAAUUUUUUUCUUGAUGUACAAGACUGAUCAUGGAAAUAAAUUGCGAGUACAUUAAAAAUACCAAAUGUAGAAUCAGCAUUUCACUUCGAAUGGAGCAUGGAAGUUCCUUUUGUACCUUUCUUUAUUUUAUUCGAAAUUUUAAAGAUGUUUAAAUUUACUGAUGACCUAUGUAUGAGUAUGUAGGUAGCAUUAUUGCACGUUGUUAUAAAAACAGGUUAUUUAUUUCGUCAAAUUUUACAGUCUUUUCCUCAGUUUCCCCCGAAUUCCUCCGUUAAUGCAUUUUACAACAAUACUAGAUCAACAAAAAAAAAAAAAACAACUAAUCAUAAACCCAUAGAUUACAUGUUUGUAGUAAGACAUUACAAUAAGAUUCAAGAUGUAGGAAUAUCACUCUGGAGCUCCUCAAGCAUAUUUUGGCAGCGGCAUGUUACUGUUCAUCCUGCACGUCAAAUUUAUUUUCGGAAUUUUGUA
Hyalella azteca is the source of this 3299-nucleotide messenger RNA. RefSeq lists its product as uncharacterized. The coding region runs from base 365 to 2704 and encodes 779 amino acids. The record is from RefSeq and is a predicted model, not a curated record. Gene Ontology annotation, biological process: regulation of DNA-templated transcription; cellular response to stress; inflammatory response. Gene Ontology annotation, molecular function: DNA-binding transcription factor activity; DNA binding. NCBI's taxonomy places the organism in Eukaryota, Metazoa, Arthropoda, Malacostraca, Amphipoda, Hyalellidae. Gene Ontology annotation, cellular component: cytoplasm. The transcript is spliced from 10 exons.